AAUCAUUUGCUCUUCUUUUCAUUUCUCUCUCUUUUUAAAAGUCUCUCUCUCUCUCUCUGUCUCUUGCUCUGUGGGUAGCGUGUAGCUGUAGAAGCUAACAACAUAAUCCUAGUUCUUCCACUGUUCAGAUGCAAAGACAAUGAGAAAGAAAGUAAGUAAGAAAGAACAGAACAGAAUAGAAACAGAGCAUUAUGUUUGUGCCUCGGAAAAGAGCGACACUCAGCUCCAUCCCCUCCUCUCUAUAAUUCCGUGUUUGGGCUUUUAAUCCCGAGACCCAAAAGUAGCAAAAGAAAAAAUAUAAGGUUAAACCAUAAGAAUUUUGUUUGCUUCUAUCUUAAUAAAAGAGAGAAAAAAGAAAAAAGAAAAUUAAAAAUAGGGUUUGUUUGUUAAACACUACAUGGGUUUGAGUGUGUAUGGGGUUUUGGGUUGGGUAUUAACAGUAAAAAAAAAGGUGUACCCUUCCAUAAAGGGCCAAACCAAACCCUUUCCCUUUCAUCUUUGUACCAAACAGAUCGCUCCAUAAAGUAGCUAGGUAUAUGCACUCAUGGCCUCUUCUUCUUCUCAAAAAUCUCACAAACUAAAGGUUAAAGGAGACGAAGAAGGAGAUUGGCUUGAGCUGGGGUUAGGUAUAGGGUUUAGAAGAGCUUGUAGAAAAGAAGAAGAUCAGGGAUCACACCCUCCAGUUUCAAAACCUCUACCAAUAGCAACAUCUUUUGCUGCUUCUUCUUCUUCUUCUUUACCCUUGCAAACCAACCAGCUAGGUUUAGGGUUAGAGUUAAAGGCAAGUGGUUUAGCUUUAAGGUUUGAUAAUGAGGGUGUCAGGCAUGUGGAUAUCAUGGCGCCGCCUAGUAGUAAUUAUCACAACUUGUUGUUGUGGCCAGAUAAUUGUCAUCAUUACCAUGAUAAUAAUGAUGAGGAUGUAGAAAUAGAUGUGUAUAAUGGUUUGCCUGAAUCAUCAUCAUCAUGGCCAUGGCACAUGGAUUCAGGUGCUGCUUUUCUUGGCCUUCAUGACUGCCCAGUGCCGGUUCCCAAUGAUUCUCAUCAUUACGACUCCUCAACUACACGACCCCAUCCUGGUUUUUGGUUUACCCUCCGCUCCUUAACCAACCGGGAUGGGGAAGUGUUGCCUCAAAUACCAAAGGCGUACAUUAGAGUGAAGGACGAGAACGUGACAGUUUUCAUGGUUAAAAAGUACCUGGUUACAAAGCUUGGUCUCUCCAACGAAGCUGAGGUGAUGGAGAGUAGUUUAGGGUUUUGAUCGAUGAAGAAAUGGAUGACAGUCCUAUCUAUCAAUGGUAGCCUCUGGGCUCUGACAAGGCUUCUCAUAGUUCCAUUAAUUUGGUUAGGCAGUCAUUUGACUCAUUUCACUCUCUCUCUGUGUUCUCUUCAAUGUUUGUCUUCAUACAUAAAGAGAUAUUUAGGGGUACGCAUCAGGAAUUAGUGGAAACUACCGGUUAUAGUUCAGCAGUUUUCUUUGGUAUAUAUGUAGAGUGAACUGUAGUUUCAUAAUUA
Messenger RNA from Quercus lobata, 1512 nucleotides. RefSeq lists its product as uncharacterized. The transcript has 4 exons. Lineage: Eukaryota; Viridiplantae; Streptophyta; Magnoliopsida; Fagales; Fagaceae. The coding region runs from base 545 to 1258 and encodes 237 amino acids. The record is from RefSeq and is a predicted model, not a curated record. Gene Ontology annotation, biological process: multicellular organism development.